ACACUAAUAUUAGGAAAUGGCAGAAGCAGUUUUUCAUCCCCCAAGAAGGAAAAGAAGAGUUCUUGAGUCGUACGAGUCUCCGUUUCCUGUGGAUGUAGGUGGGAAGGAUUUCAGAAUGUGCCAGGCUGAAAUCAUUAACAACAAUGUUAUUGUGAGGAACCCUGAAGAUAUUGAACAGCUGUAUAACAAGGGCUAUUUUGGAAAAGGUAUCCUUUCAAGAAGUCGACCAGUGUACAGCAUUUCAGAUCCCUUACUGGUUACUAAGUGGCAAGGUGUUAACAUAAACAUGCCUAUAAUUGCAUCAAAAAAGUACCAGUGUCGUGUUCAGUGGGCUAAAAGUAUUUUGCAAGAGCAAGGAUUUGAUGACUGCUCGGUUACCAAAAUUCUUGAGAAUUACACUAAGCCUCUUAAGCUGCUGGUUUUGGAAGAGGAUGGAGCUGAACAAACCGGUAAUAGUUGCAACAGAAUGGGCCUAAAUACAGAAAAUACGGAACUUUCCAGACAAUAUUCUACAGACACUGGAAAUGUAGCCCCAAGUCCUGAGAAUCAGAAUGAAGGCUACAAGAAAGCCUGUUUGGGAGGAGAUCCAGCGUUUGAUCCUGUGGCCAUAUGUGGCUCUAAACAACAGGAACAAGAUGACUCAAAGGAGAUAGCUGAAGUGUCUUGCCAGAAGCAUGGUUUUCUCGUGCAUUGUGGCUGCAAGGCUAAGGAGAGCACAGAGCAAAGAUCUUGUGAGAUGAUCAAGUCAAAAGAAUGUGCUCCAGAGUAUGUAUUGGUGCAAGAGGAAGAAGAAGGUAGCUUAUGUCCUGAAGAUGAGUCUGCUCAUGCGCAAGAAAAUCUUGUCAAGAAGGAAAAACUAGUAUGCAGAAGAAAUCCAUUUAGGAUUUUUGAAUAUUUACAACUCAGCUUGGAAGAGGCUUUUUUCUUGGUGUACGCUCUGGGAUGUUUAAGUAUUUAUUACAGUGAGGAGCCCCUAACUAUUUUGAAGCUAUGGGAAGUUUUCAGCGAAGUGAAGCCCAAUUUUAAAACUACCUACAUGGCGUAUCACUACUUCCGCAGUAAGGGUUGGGUCCCCAAAGUCGGACUGAAGUAUGGAACUGAUCUCUUGCUGUAUCGAAAAGGCCCCCCCUUCUAUCAUGCAAGUUACUCUGUCAUUGCUGAAUUAGUUGAUGAUAAUUUUGAAGGUCCUCUUCGCAGACCACUCAGCUGGAAGUCCUUGUCUGGGUUGAACAGAACAACUGUUAAUGCUUCUAAGGAACUUAUGUUAUGCUAUUUGAUUAAGCCAUCUGACAUGACUGAAGAAGAGAUGUUGACACCAGAAUGUAUGAAAAGAAUUAAGGUUCAGGAACUGAUUGUAACUCGCUGGGUUUCUUCCCGUGAGCGCAGUGAGCAAGAUGAACUUUAACUGACUGUAUAGGAAAAACUUAUUUUUUUAAAAACUACUUCUUUUUGUUUUUUACCUGAUCUUCUCAUGAUGAACCAUUGCCUCAGAGUAGUUUCUAUCAACAGAUUCAGUUGGUAUGUAUAAAUGCUAUUUAAAAUGAGGUAUAUCCUGUU
Messenger RNA from Haliaeetus leucocephalus (bald eagle), 1557 nucleotides. It is a transcript of the gene TSEN2, whose product is annotated as TSEN2 tRNA splicing endonuclease subunit. Lineage: Eukaryota; Metazoa; Chordata; Aves; Accipitriformes; Accipitridae. The transcript has 11 exons. Bases 17 to 1405 code for a protein of 462 amino acids. The record is from RefSeq and is a predicted model, not a curated record. Gene Ontology annotation, cellular component: tRNA-intron endonuclease complex. Gene Ontology annotation, molecular function: nucleic acid binding; tRNA-intron lyase activity. Gene Ontology annotation, biological process: tRNA-type intron splice site recognition and cleavage; tRNA splicing, via endonucleolytic cleavage and ligation.